Messenger RNA from Ictalurus furcatus (blue catfish), 3780 nucleotides. RefSeq names its product leucine rich repeat containing 28 (gene lrrc28). The transcript has 10 exons. Bases 363 to 1463 code for a protein of 366 amino acids. The record is from RefSeq and is a predicted model, not a curated record. NCBI's taxonomy places the organism in Eukaryota, Metazoa, Chordata, Actinopteri, Siluriformes, Ictaluridae. Gene Ontology annotation, molecular function: protein binding.
UUUAUUUAUUGCAUUUGGGAUUAUUUUCCGUAGUCUUUCAAGCUGCUAAUCUGAGGAGCUUUGAGCUACUUAGUUUGUUUAGUUAGCGUUAGCUUUCUGUAGUCAGACACGCUAUUUUAUUUCCUAUCUGUAUUCCGACAAAUCUUACUUCCUGGAACAGGACCUGGUGGGCGUAACCGUGCCUUUCUGAGAUAUGAUUGGCUAGUUUUCGUUGGAGCGCUUGUUAGUGUGGACUGCUAGCCAAUCGUAAUGCAGCGGGCGGGGUUUUCGGAAUACAAGUGGGGAAUAUAAGAUUGGGCACAUCUAUAUCAGUGGGUUUGAUACAGCGGGAAGUGAAAGAGGGAACGGCCCCCUCUGUGAGCAUGGCCUCGGAGCUCCAUGACGCCAUCUUUGUAGCCAAACAGGAGCGUCACAAGAACCUUUUCCUCAACUACAGGAACCUGAACAUCUUUCCUGUUGAGCUCUUAAAAGAUGAAGGCCUGCAGUUCCUGGAAAGACUCUACAUGAAAAGAAACUCACUCACGACUCUGCCUGAUAAUCUAGCACAGAAACUCCCCAACCUGAUCGAACUGUAUCUCCACUCAAACAACAUUGCCUUCAUUCCGCAAGCUAUUGGGAACUUGGCGAGGCUGCAGUCGCUGGAUCUGAGUGAUAAUGCCCUGCAGGUGAUCUGCCCCGAGAUCGGUCGCCUGCGCUCGUUACGCCACUUACGACUGUCCAACAACCAGCUGAAAUGCCUUCCACAAGAGCUGGGGUAUUUGAAGGAGCUGGAGACUCUGGACGUGUCCAUGAAUCUGUUAAGGACUCUCCCGGAGCAGCUGCACCAGUGUGUGUCUCUGCAGUGUCUGACCGCUGACCGGAACCUCCUGCAGUGCCUCCCGCGUCAGCUGUGUCAGCUACCAGACCUCAACGAGCUCUCCGUGGCUGCAAACUGCCUCAGAUCACUGCCUCUGGAUCUUGGACGAUCCAUGGAGCUGCAGUUUGUCUUCGUGGACAACAAUGUUCACCUCAAGGGCCUGCCAUCUUACCUGUAUAACAAGGUCAUCGGCUGCAACGGGUGUGGAGUUACUCCACACGUCUCUGACGUGACACAGCUGUCACUGACCAUCGGGGAUAUGAACGUGCCUCUUCCCUCUGAAGUGAAGGCUAUUGGCACUGAGGCUGACCGAGUGCUGACAUUAGAAGAGAUGGCAAUGAGAGCACUGCAUGUAGCAUACAGCAGGAACACGAAGGACUCUGCGUUCUUGCCAACGUUCCUGCUGCCCACCAGCCUGUUCGAGCUGUUCCUGUGUCCGCUGGGUCACUGCCAUCGCUGCAGUCAGCUCAUGUUCACCAUCGUCUACCCCAAACUCUUCCGCCUCAGAGACACCGCACUGGCUGGUGUGCACAGGAGAACGACGGUGAGUUUUGUAGCAUACUGCUGCUCCAGCCAGUGUUUGCAGAUGUUUGACCUGCAGAGUUGAUAUCACCAUCUCAUCCAUCACGGGGCUGUCGUCGGGAGGUGCCGCGAGAAUGUUGUGACCUUGAUCUUGAACUACAGAUUAACAGUGGACCCCUUGGACUUGCUGACAUCCAAAGCAGUAAAAGUUUUAGCACCCCAUGCAAAGUUUGUACUUAUGAGCUCCUUUCAGUAGUCAGCAUUGGCACUUUCUCUCAAAAUAAGAAUAGUUACAUUUUAUGAAGUGUUUUUUUUUUUUUUUUUAACUGAUUGUAACAGAAGCUCUUGAGUACCUUUCACCCAGAUGAGAAGUAUUUUUGAAUUCAGACAAAAUCCCUACUUGAUGGAAGUGUCCUGGCGAUUUUCUGAACUGUAUUAUUAUUCAAGUAUUUAUUCUUAUAAGGAUUGACCUCCAUUUUGGAGAUUUUCUGUUUGAAGUGUUUGGACUGUGACUUUUAUGACUGUUCUAGACCCAAUGAAGCACUACAGAAUGCUCGAAACGGAUCGUGUACAUGCUAUUAGAGGGAUGCUGAAAAAUCAAUUUAACACAAUUUCAUCCAUACCCCAAUGAUCAACCAAGAUGUUUGGUGUCUGAUGUUUUGCCCUGGCUAAUGGUGCUAAUAAGUAAUCUAAAGGUGAGCUGUAGCUCCAAUUAAUUCUAAAGAAGCAAAUGACAGACACCAAAAACCUUGACUGAGCGUGUAAAUUGGAUUCCCCCCCCCCCCCCCCCAAACCACCGAUGUCCUUUAAUAAAUACAUUAUUUGUGGCCAUAACCACAAUCUGCAUCCAAAGCCAUUCAGGAUUUUGUGUGGCUUGUCACUGAUUUUUCCAACUAAGCCUUUCCACAUGUACAUCUAACUGAAAUGAAAUGACAUUCGUCGUUAUUUAUAAAUGAAACACCGUGUUUCCAUUCAUGUCUAGUUACCUGGAGACUUAGAAACAUUAAGUAAAUAAACUUCACUGUUCAAGAACUUUUGAAUAUUGAAGUGUUUUAAAUGGUACACUAUUUAUUGAGUUCAUUCAAUGCAUUAGACCGUUGUAACAUCAUAACGUUGAAAGUUGCAUUUGGCUCCAGAUUUCUGUAACUGCAAUUUAAUCUGCUCAAUACAUUCAUAUGUGAUUCUGUAGAGGCUUGCUCUUUCCCAACAGGAAUUUUAUUGAAAGAAUUAAGUAAUGUGUGGACAUGUUGAUGACUUGUAUUCCCUACUGGUACAAAAUGAACCGUUGUAUGGAAUAACUUGCAUGGUGUUGUCUUGCCCUGUAACACACCUGUCGUAAAUUCAUGAAGAACUUGUAAAUCAGCUGACGAGUUACGGCUGAUGUGUUAGAAGGGAAAACACCAGGACCAAGGUUAUGAAACUUUUAGUUUCUUUAUUAUUCUGUAGAACAGAAAAAGUCACUAAGUAAAAGUUUUAUAUUAUGUGGACUGAUGUGGAACCUCAAAAGGACAGUUCAUAGGGUGUGUGUGUGUGUGUGUGUGUGUGUGUGUGUGUGUGGUUGCCUUUGAUGGGUUGGUGCCCCAUCCGGGAUGUAUUCCCAUCAAGCGUUCUGGGGUAGGCUCCGGGUUCCACUGCAAUCCUGACUAGGAUAAAGCUCCUACUGAAGAAACCAGAAUAAAGAACUGAACUUAAAUAGUUUAAUGGAAUAUCACAUUUGCAAAGAUAUCACUUAGCCUCUCUGCAUGGUGGCGCAGCAGGUAGUGUUGCUGUCUCACAGCUCCAGGUUAACCAGUUUGAUCCUGAGCUCAGGUUACUGUCUAUGUGGAGUUUUGUAUGUUCUCUGCAUGUCGACAUGGUUUCACUCUGGGUUCUGCAGUUUCCUUCCACAUCCCAAAUCAUCCAGGUAGGUGGAUUUGUGUGUGUGUGUGUGUGUGUGUGUGUGUGUGUGUGUGUGUGUGUGUGUGUGGUGCACUGCUAUCCUAUUCAGAAUGUAUUCAGGCCUUGUGCCCAGUGUUCUCGGGAUAGGUGUGAGAUCCACCACCACCCUGACCAAGAUGAAUCAGAAUGAAUGAAGCACUUAGCUUGUAUAUAGUCGAUCAGCUGAGGCAGGUUUUGUAUUCAGUGUCUGGGGUUGUUCGGAAACUGGCCGAAUUUGAUUUCCCCCUGAACAUUCAUUUAAACUUCCCAAAUAAAUCAAUUAUCCAGGUCACAUUUCAAGCCUGAGACAACUGUAUUAAAUGAAAUGAUCAACUAUUAAAUCCACUGAAAGAUUUUACUUCUUCAAAUGUAAAAUAGAUGAGGAAAUGUAAGAUGAUAUAAAGUAGAGGUUUUCAAAAAUGUUAUCCCUGAAACUGUAAAACAAAUUCCUCAGUCCUGUUCAGCACAGAAUCACUACCUCAAUC